CCUUGCUCAGCUACCAUCAUGCCUGCUGGGGAACGGUUUUCGCCGCGAGCCCCUCUACGCCUCUAAAAUCCGCCCAGCUGGACACCCGACAUAUACAACAGGGACUUUCAAUGCAGCGCAUUCCUGUAUCGGGCUUGAUAAAUGAACUCUAGAUGUUCCCGAAAUUGACCUCCUCGGCGUUUUCACUAGAUGCCAGCGGGUUUCGUAUAUAAGAGUUAACACACCGUGAAAAUGGAAAUGUCCAAGUCCACUGCUCAACCUGAAAAUAUCCAAGGGCUGUCACGGUACAUCCCAAUCGAGGUUCAGGAAAACAUCAUCGACAUGCUUCUUAAAGAUACCGACUCGAAGUCCUUACAUACCAGCCUCGUUUGCAAGCAUUGGCGGGUUUGCGUCUAUCGCACGGCAUUUUCAUCCAUCACACUCCAUCCAUCGUCCAUCUCUGCCUUUCAAUCUCUUCUAGACUCCCCCUUUUCACGCUCACCGAUAUUCACGCCUGUUCAACACGUCAGUAUUCUUGGUCAAAGCUCCGAUUGGUCACCUACAUUCAGUCCAACCCACAUCAUGGCCGUGACCUCCAUCCUAUCCCAUCUUGCCAGUUUGCAAAAGGUACGCUCGGUAUCACUCCGAGCUGUCACUUGGAACGAAUUAGGCUGCGACUUGGUGUCUUUCCUCUCUUCCAUCGACUCCAUCCACUCACUCGAGCUCGCUGAUGUCCAUUUCGCACAUUAUGAAGAAUGUUCCGAAUUCGUCGGCAGGUUCAGGUCGCUCCAACAACUCAUCUUUGAGGACCUACGAUUCUCGUUGUCGCCUGGAUGGGAUCCGAUGAGCAUUCCCCCGUAUGGGUUACUUUCGAAUCCAGAUGAUGAUAGGGAAUGCACGGGUAGUUUAACCCUCCGGUGCUGUGGUCCUUCUCUACAGAAGGCGCUUAAAUGGUCGGGAGUGUCUACUUCCAAUUCUCGCUUGACCCUUGCCCAAUUUGGUGCGCAAACCCGUGUUGACCUCGAUUCUUCAGCCCUAUUACGCGAUUUGGGUCCACUCUUGAACACGUUAGAAAUCGUAUCAUCCGGUAUGGGCUUCCUUGUUCUUUUUCGCUAUUUUAUCGGAAAGUUGAAAAUGGGUUGAUUCCAUCCCAAAAAGCAGAGGUCUUUGGUGACUCGGUAAUACGAUCAUUAGACAUCUCACAGAACCUCCGUCUUUCGGAACUCAAAUUCAUCUCUCCUGAUCGUGUGUUGGGAACGAUAUCAUGGCUCCCUACUAUACUCAGCAACGCUCCGUCCUCUUUGUGUUCUAUACAAAUCGCAUUCGCGUCAUCCCGUCAGUUCUCUCUUGACCUCCCCUUCCUGCUCCACGUUAUCAGCCUCUUGGACGCUCCCAACAAAUUCCAACAACUCCGGCUAGUUCAUUUUGAGAUUUUUAAUUGUAGGUCGGAUAGUGAUCUGGACCAAACGAUCAAGGAACAGAUAUGUUCCGCUUUUAGGCGGUCGGAGUGGGCGGGGAAGUGUAUGAAUAGAAUCGAGUUUUCUUUUCGUUGAGUUUUUUUUCUUCUUCUUCUUCCCGUUCAUCGCCAUCCCCCUUCUCCGUCGGUCGCCGACUACUGUAGAGUAUGUAUGUAUGUAUGAACGGAGUUAGGGCCUCACGAAUGUGUUUGAAUCUUCGGUUAUAAUGGACCACAAAAGUUUAGUUUUUUUGCUCGUUUAUGUAAAGAUACGACUUGGAAUUUUCACGUCCUC
Marasmius oreades (fairy-ring Marasmius) is the source of this 1730-nucleotide messenger RNA. RefSeq lists its product as uncharacterized. The coding region runs from base 232 to 1122 and encodes 296 amino acids. The transcript has 2 exons. The record is from RefSeq and is a predicted model, not a curated record. NCBI's taxonomy places the organism in Eukaryota, Fungi, Basidiomycota, Agaricomycetes, Agaricales, Marasmiaceae.